AUGAAUGAAAUCUUUGCCAAAGCCAUCAAGGACUCGGAACUCCUGAGAAAGACCGAGGUUCCGUGGAAUCCGGACAAACCUUUUCACCAGCCAUACAACAUCUUUGAUACGACAACUUCUUCAUGGAUCCCAGAGACACCAUCUGACCAGUCAAUACUGCAUGAUGGCAUUGCGAGCAUUGCACUUUAUAGCUGGAACAUUGAUUUCAUGCUACCCUUUGGAGAAGCUCGAAUGAAGGCCGCCCUUGAUCACCUCGGUGGCCUUGUUAAAGACCUGGCUGCAACCCCAUCAAUUGCCCCUGUCAUAUUUCUUCAAGAAUGCACGCCCGAGGAUCUCGUCACUAUUUCCUCUUUCCCAUGGGUCCGUAAACGGUUUAUUUUGACCGACCUCGAUGCUACAUAUUGGGCCACCAACCAUUACGGCACGACGAUUCUCCUCGACAACCGCCUGUCGCUCACGUCCGUCUUUCGCGUUCACUACUUGCAAACGCGCAUGGAUCGAGAUGCUUUAUUCGUCGAUGUCGCCUUUGGGACCGGCAGCAAGACGCAAAUCGUCCGCUUGUGCAAUACUCACCUCGAGUCCCUUGCUUUGGAUCCUCCCUUGCGUCCUGCACAAAUGCGCAUCAUCGCUGAAUACCUGCACGCCAAAGGUAUACACGCUGCGCUGGCUGCUGGGGACUUUAAUGCCAUCCAGCCUUUUGAUCGCACGCUGCAUAGCGAUAAUAACCUAAAAGAUGGCUUCCUCGAGUAUGGGGGUAGAGACGACAGUGACGAGGGCUAUACUUGGGGCCAACAAGCAGCGACGAAAUUGAGGGAGCAGUUUGGGUGCUCGCGGAUGGACAAGGUCUAUUUUUGCGGCCCGCUGAAUCUACUCGAGUUUACCCGAUUUGGCCAGGACAUUCAGCUCCCCGAGGGGACGAGUGAGAAUUCGGAGGAGUCUCAAAAGAGGAACGAACUUGUAGCUCUUGGUUUCGACAAGCCAUGGGUGACAGAUCACAUUGGGAUUCUGGCCAAAUUCAAGCUCGAGCCGCAAGACGAGAAUAGAGGUCAGCUUUGA
Pestalotiopsis fici W106-1 is the source of this 1056-nucleotide messenger RNA. RefSeq lists its product as uncharacterized. Gene Ontology annotation, molecular function: single-stranded DNA binding; 5'-tyrosyl-DNA phosphodiesterase activity. Gene Ontology annotation, biological process: double-strand break repair. The coding region runs from base 1 to 1056 and encodes 351 amino acids. The record is from RefSeq and is a predicted model, not a curated record. Lineage: Eukaryota; Fungi; Ascomycota; Sordariomycetes; Amphisphaeriales; Sporocadaceae. Gene Ontology annotation, cellular component: PML body; cytoplasm. The transcript has a single exon.